This is a messenger RNA of Schistocerca nitens (vagrant locust), 960 nucleotides long. RefSeq names its product protein takeout-like. The coding region runs from base 26 to 796 and encodes 256 amino acids. Lineage: Eukaryota; Metazoa; Arthropoda; Insecta; Orthoptera; Acrididae. The record is from RefSeq and is a predicted model, not a curated record. The transcript has 6 exons.
CGGAAAUUUUCUGGAAAAGACGGAUAUGGAAAAUAAUAUGGUGACUACCAACAGAACGGUAAUGGAGGCUGUAACUGCAGUUCCGAGUCGCUGUUUAAAGACAACGCAAACGGCAUCCCUGAAGACCUGCAAGCAAAAUGAUCCAGACUUCAACGGCUGCUUGAAAAAUGCUUUUACGGAUGCCUUGCCGGUUCUGGUAAAAGGUAUUCCCAGUCUGGGUCUCCCGCCACUUGACCCCUUACAUUUUACGCAAAUCAAAAUCAAGGACUCACCUGAACGGCCAGUCACCUUGAGCUUGGAAUUCAACGAAGUAGACAUUAUCGGCAAUGGCAAUGCGAUCAUCGACGACGUCGAGAUGAAGCCAGGCAGUUAUUACAUGAAGACAAAGACACAUACCGAUAAGCCAUUGACACUCGUCGGCCCAUACAAAGCAGAUGGCAAGGUGUUGGUGCUGCCCGUUAAAGGGGAAGGGAACAGCAACAUAACAGCAUCUAGACUGGAGGCCGUCCUGGAGCUAUUUGGACAGCCCAUUGAAAGAGAUGGAGAGGUGUACUGGGACGUCACGGACUAUAAGGUCGACCUCAGUUUGGGCAAGCUAUCGAUUGACUUGACAGGACUCUACAACAAUGACAAGGCACUAGCUGACAACACCCUCAAGUUUCUGAAUGAGAAUUCUGAAGAGAUUGCGAAGGAGGUGGUACCUGUCAUACAGGAAGCCCUGGCUGCCUCCUUCAAGGAGAUGGCUGAAAGAGUGUUUAGCAAGGUCCCCUACAACUCAGUCUUCCCACCUUCAUGAAGAUCUAGCAGCUAGGAAGUUCUGCUUAUAGAAAGGGAAUACAUUAAACAUGACACGUAGGUCAAUAUUAAUCUCUUCAUGGUAUUAUGUAUUCUUCGUAAAAACAAAGAUAUCUUGGCAUUGUUUUGCAACUAGUAAGUGAUUUUCCUUCCCUUUUAGUCAUU